CUCGGGGCUCGGAGCGGGUCGCGGCCUCUCCGUUACCGGUGGCGUCCCCCCUUCCCCUUCCCCCCCCCCUUCCCCUUCCCCGGGGGUUUUCUCUCUGUCCGGCGCCGGGGGAUCCCGGGCUGACUGUCCCCCCUCCCGGGCCUGUGGCUUCCCGGCGGUUCCGCCGUGGGGCGGCUGGUGAAAGCAGCGAGGUCUCUGAUAGCUCCUCCAGACUUCCUUGAAUCCUUUGGGAUGCUUUUCCCAGCCAACGCCUCCCUUCUCCCUCCAACUGGGCCCCAAGCCCCCCCUGCUCCCUUCCAGCAGCACCGGGAAGCCGGAGCGUGUGGCGCUGGUCACGCAGGCCCAUCUUUGCCCUCCUGCCUGAAACAGCCAGAGAGAGAAGCAGGAGCACCAUGCCCAAGAAAUAUGCCCUCAAGCAGAGCUCGCCCAGUUGUGAAUUGGGCAACGUGGCCAAUCUAAACCAGUUUCCAGGCCACUGUCAGGGUUCCACCAUGGGGAGCUCCGACACGGACCAGAAGGCAUCCUACGAGGAUGCCUCUGGGGAGCACGGGGAGGUCAUCAGCACUAUUUCCAGCAGCAUGAACCCGCUGCAGCCGCCCGACACCUCCUCGGAGGAGCCUUUUACCACCUACUUCGACAGCAAGAUCCCGAUUCCGGAGGAUGAAACGCACUCGUGCUUUAGUUUCCGCAAGCUCUGGGCUUUCACGGGGCCAGGCUUUCUGAUGAGCAUUGCCUACCUGGAUCCGGGCAACAUCGAAUCAGAUUUACAGUCCGGGGCUGUUGCAGGAUUUAAGCUGCUCUGGGUCCUGCUGCUGGCGACGAUCAUCGGGCUGCUCCUGCAGCGGCUGGCUGCCAGGCUGGGGGUGGUGACGGGGCUGCACCUCGCCGAAGUGUGCAACCGGCAGUACCAGAAGGUUCCUCGGAUUAUCCUGUGGCUGAUGGUUGAGCUCGCUAUCAUUGGAUCUGAUAUGCAAGAAGUCAUUGGCUCAGCGAUUGCUAUUAACCUCCUGUCUGUGGGGAAGAUCCCGCUGUGGGGCGGCGUGCUCAUCACCAUUGCCGACACGUUCGUGUUCCUCUUCCUGGACAAAUAUGGCUUACGAAAACUGGAGGCGUUCUUUGGGUUCCUGAUCACCAUCAUGGCUCUAACGUUCGGAUACGAGUACAUCACGGUAAAACCCAGCCAGGAGAAGCUGCUGCAGGGCUUGUUCAUCCCCUACUGCCAGAACUGCGGCACGGCCCAGCUGGAGCAAGCCGUGGGAAUCGUGGGUGCUGUUAUCAUGCCGCACAACAUGUACCUGCACUCUGCCUUGGUCAAGUCCCGGCAAGUGAACCGUGCCAACAAGAGGGAAGUACGAGAGGCUAACAAGUAUUUCUUCAUCGAGUCCUGCAUCGCGCUCUUUGUCUCCUUCAUCAUUAACAUCUUCGUCGUGACCGUCUUCGCUGAGGCUUUCUUCGAGAAGACAAACGCGGAUGUGAGCAGCGUCUGCGUGAACACCAGCAGCCCUCACUCCUCGCUCUUCCCGAACAACAACCAGACGCUGGAGGUGGACAUCUACAAAGGGGGCGUUGUUCUGGGCUGUUACUUCGGCCCUGCUGCUCUCUAUAUCUGGGCAAUCGGGAUCCUCGCUGCCGGCCAGAGCUCAACGAUGACAGGGACGUACUCGGGGCAGUUCGUCAUGGAGGGCUUCCUGAACCUGCGGUGGUCCCGUUUCGCCCGGGUGCUGCUGACCCGCUCUAUUGCCAUCACCCCCACCCUCUUUGUCGCCAUCUUUCAGGACGUUGAGCACCUGACUGGCAUGAACGACUUCUUAAAUGUUCUUAUGAGCCUCCAGCUUCCGUUCGCUUUGAUCCCUGUCCUGACAUUCACCAGCCUGCCCAGUGUCAUGAAUGAUUUUGCCAAUGGAUUGUUCUGGAAGAUCGGCGGUGGUGUGCUGAUCCUCCUGAUCUGCAGCAUUAACAUGUACUUCGUGGUGGCCUACGUCAUGUCCCUGAACCACGUGGCUUUGUACGUCGGGGCUGCGGUUCUCAGUGUGAUCUACCUGUCCUUUGUGGCGUAUUUGAGCUGGCUGUGCCUGAUUGCUCUGGGAGUCUCCUUCCUGGCCUGCGGGAAAACGCGUCCCCUGGGAUUCGCCGCUCACCCUGAACUCUUCCUGCUCAACAACAUCGACGCAGACACGCUGGUCACCAGGUGACUCCGGCCACCGCGGCCGUACGGACAGAACUGGUUUGCAUGGGAACCCUCCUUGUGCUGCAGAAAAGUCUCCUCCACCACCCGGGCCGAGCCCAGGGCCAGGCUCGCCGCUGGGGAGGGUGAGCCGAGGCCGGGAUUUCUGCCAGGGAGGAGAGCAGGAUCAGACGGUCCCGUGAGCGGCGAGAGAGCCGCAGAGCCAGCGCCUCACAUCGUCCAUGGGGAAGGAUCCGGGGUCCAGACCAGGAUGAUGCUGGUCCUGGGGGCUUGCUUUUAGUACCUCGAAAGUUUUUCCCCUUUUUUUUUUCCCCAAGUAGUUGAUCUGACCUGGGAAGGGAUUCGUUAGUAUUUUCCCGAUUUUGAUUCAAAUUUCUCUUGCUUAUUCUCUACCUGGUUGGUAGAGAAACCAGGUGUGACGCUCAUCCUUUUUUUUUAACUAACUCAGGGAAAAUCCCAAGCUUGGAACACUGAGCAGGGGCAGAGUUUCAUUACUACUGAUUUUAUAGAGGGGAUGCACUCAAUUUGGGAGGAAUAAGAGAAGCCGCAGUGAGAAGCCAGUGAGAAACGCGGGUUUCAUGGCCAGUGGGGUGAUCCCCCUCCUGCUCUACACCCAUCGAGUCGUUACGGCUGGUGGUGCCGCAAAGCCUGGCCGCGUCCCACCCUCCAUGCGAUGAUCUCCCACUCCAAAGCAGCGGCUGCUUCACCUUCCCACGGGCAUUUUUCUCAGCCUGGAGCCGAUCCAGGGCUAGUAUCUACCUCUGCACAGGGAGCAGUGAAGCUGCUACUUCCAGAAUUUCAAUGAAAAAGCCGAAUUUGUCUGCCAGGCUCUGUCCUGCACCGGCCUUUUGCCCGGUAAAAGCUGGGCAGGGUUUGCGCACACAGGACAGAGCCGUUUUCCUGGCAUUUCACGAAGUUUCAGGUGCUGUUGGGACCCUCACAGAGGCCAAAACCAAUCCUCAAACAGCGUUUAAGGUCAGUAGGCCCCACUGGUGCCACGCUUUUUAUUCCUCCCCCCCCCCCCCUCCUUAUUUUGGUUGAUUUGUUUUGAGCCCUAGAUGGAGAGGGGGUUUAGAUGCCAUAUCUUGCCUUUCCUUUAAUUAAAUCUUCUGCUUUGAUUAAAUCUUUUCCCAAUUAA
Molecule: messenger RNA, 3323 nt
Organism: Tyto alba (common barn owl)
Lineage: Eukaryota; Metazoa; Chordata; Aves; Strigiformes; Tytonidae
Gene: SLC11A2
Product: solute carrier family 11 member 2
Exons: 19
Coding region: 393-2192 (599 amino acids)
Biological process (GO): metal ion transport
Cellular component (GO): plasma membrane
Molecular function (GO): cadmium ion transmembrane transporter activity; manganese ion transmembrane transporter activity; iron ion transmembrane transporter activity
Source: RefSeq, a predicted model, not a curated record